GUGAGACGCUAAAUGCAUAGAAAUUUGUUCUUGCGUUAAUGUAAAUUUUAGUAUUACCUCUCUGCCUCUUUCGAAUAAAUAAAAUGAGCUAUUCAUUCAUCAAAUAUUGCCGCUGUGAUUUUCAGUAUUAAUUGCCCAGAACGAAAAGAGAGAUUUCUCCAGACGCAAUAGAAGUUUUAUAUCGCAAUGCAAAUCUAAUCAAAGUCGGUAUAAUACGAUUAAGUGUCAACUUUGUUUGCAGAUAGCGAAAUGGUUUAACCGGACUAAGUGUCGAGUCGAGCACCUGGACGUGUAUGUAAACGUACAAUUUCAAAUUGCUCUACAUAAUCAACAUAUUAUAGUGUAAAAACGAACUUUAACAUAGCCUAAAGUCCAAUCGAGGAAAAUAUAGCAUUUUUGGAACAAAAUGGUUGUACAAUCUAAACUAAGCCAAGUCUUUAGUUAUCAAUCUUGGGUGCAUGCCGUGUCAGGUGCAGCGGUAGGGCGGAUGCAUUGCGAUGAGCGCAUUCUAUCCACUUGACACAGUGCGUUCAAGAUUACAACUUGAAGAUCCGGAUAAAAUUGGCGAAGCCCGAAGCACCACAAAAGUUAUCAAAGAUAUAAUAUUUGGUGAAGGCUUUCAGGCUUUGUAUCGCGGCUUAGGACCAGUACUGCAAAGCCUGUGCAUUUCUAAUUUUGUAUAUUUCUACACAUUUCACAGUUUAAAAGCUAUAGUUUCUGAUGAUAAACAGCAGUCUGCUUUAAAAGAUCUUUUCUUGGGCUCAGUUGCCGGCAUUAUAAAUGUUCUAUGCACCACUCCUUUUUGGGUUGUUAAUACGCGUGUGCGGAUGCGUAAUGUAGCUGGUACAUCAGACGAUGUUAAUAAAUACUAUAAAAACUUGGUCAGUGGACUUUUGUAUGUCGCCAAAACUGAAGGAAUUCGUGGUUUGUGGUCUGGCACAGUAGCAUCGCUAAUUCUUGUCACUAAUCCGGCUUUGCAAUUUAUGAUGUACGAACUACUGAAACGCAAUAUCUCGAAAUUCAGAGGAAAAGAGCUAUCGAGUUUAGGUUUCUUUGUCAUAGGUGCCCUUGCUAAAGCAUUUGCUACUUUACUGACGUAUCCACUGCAAUUGAUUCAAACAAAACAACGCCAUCACACAAGGAAGUCAUCCGCCGCGGAACAAUAUUCAAACGACGGUGCUAGUAUGAUUGAAAUAAUGCUGAGCAUACUACAGCAUAAUGGUUUUAAGGGGCUUUUCCGCGGCUUGGAAGCGAAAAUACUGCAAACAGUGCUAACUGCUGCCCUCAUGUUUAUGGUAUAUGAGAAGGUUGCAGCUACUGUUGGUGUUUUGUUAAAAACAUCGUCGGCUGCUGCGCACAAAUAGAUUGUACACUUGCCUAAUUUAUAAAUUUUCUAUGGGGUAGGAUUGAUAUACAUAUAUAUGUAUAUUUAAAUUAAACUGGUUUUAAGUGUUAAAUAAUAUAAUUUCUUGGAUUUAAAAACGAAUGUAAAUACUCUGUUGGAAAUAAUUGCAGUGGUAUAUAGUCAAAAUUACUACCAAAGAAAAAACGAGAUUUCAUUUUUUUGUUUAUUUUAUUUUCUGAUGUUAAAGCUUAUAAGAAAUAGUGUUAUGAACGAAAAAUACAGAACUCAAUUUUUAUAAAAAUAUAAAUGUAUAAAAAGAAA
Messenger RNA from Anastrepha obliqua, 1666 nucleotides. RefSeq names its product peroxisomal membrane protein PMP34 (gene PMP34). The record is from RefSeq and is a predicted model, not a curated record. The coding region runs from base 498 to 1364 and encodes 288 amino acids. NCBI's taxonomy places the organism in Eukaryota, Metazoa, Arthropoda, Insecta, Diptera, Tephritidae. Gene Ontology annotation, cellular component: peroxisomal membrane. Gene Ontology annotation, molecular function: FMN transmembrane transporter activity; coenzyme A transmembrane transporter activity; ATP transmembrane transporter activity. The transcript is spliced from 4 exons.